Messenger RNA from Helianthus annuus (common sunflower), 1260 nucleotides. RefSeq lists its product as uncharacterized. The transcript has 3 exons. The record is from RefSeq and is a predicted model, not a curated record. Lineage: Eukaryota; Viridiplantae; Streptophyta; Magnoliopsida; Asterales; Asteraceae. Bases 1 to 1260 code for a protein of 419 amino acids.
AUGACUACUGAGUUCAAUGCUCUUAUUAAAAAUAAGACGUGGGGAUUAGUCCCGCGUACAUCAGAUAUGCAUGUUAUACGUAGUAUGUGGUUAUUCCGUCACAAAUUCCGUUCUGAUGGCACUUUGGAGAGUCCUGGUCUAUACAUCAGUUGGACGUUACUAAUGCUUUUUUGCAUGGGAAUCUUUGUGAAACAGUAUACAUGUAUCAACCUAUGGGUUUCGUCAUCAACGAGCAAGUGUGACAACUCGCUUUUCAUAUAUCACCAUGGCCAUGACAUUGCUUAUUUAUUGAUUUAUGUUGAUGAUAUUAUCCUCAGUACAUCUCAUGAUACGUUACGUGUUCAUCUCAUGCAACAACUAGCGGCUGAAUUUGAUAUGAAGGAUCUGGGCCCUUUGAGGUAUUUUCUAGGAAUUAAUGUCACCCGACAGGAAAAUCACAUGUUUUUAUCCCAACAGUCAUAUGAUAUGGAUAUUAUUGACCGUGCUGGUAUGUCUUCUUGUAAGUCUGUGGCUACUCCUGUUGACACCAAAUCUAAAUUAGGUGCAACCUCGAGUUCCCUCUUUGAUGAUCCUACACUUUAUCGUAGUCUAACCGACACCCUUCAAUAUCUUACAUUCACCAGACUUGAUAUUAGUUAUGCAGUUCAGCAGGUCUGCAUGCAUAUGCAUUCUCCUCGCAUUGAUCAUUGGAAUGCUCUUAAACGAAUCAUUCGGUAUCUUCAGGGCACCUCCUCUUAUGGACUGACGUUGGGAUCAUUCACAUAUUUUUCAUUACGAGCUUAUACUGAUGCUGACUGGGCCGGAUGUCCUGACACAAGACGUUCAACAUCUGGUUAUUGUGUCUAUUUAGGCACCAAUCUCUUAUCAUGGUCCUCAAAACCCCAGGUAGUUGUUUCUCGGUCUAGUGCGGAGGCUGAAUACAGCGGUGUCGCUAAUGUAGUUGCUGAACUGUGUUGGCUUCGAAAUUUGCUUUUGAAACUACAACGGCCCUUACGAACUGCAAGCAUUGUUUAUUGUGAUAAUAUUAGUGCCGUCUAUCUCUCCGGGAAUCAUGUUCAACAUCAACGUACCAAACACAUUGAAUUAGAUAUUCAUUUUGUUCGUGACUUGGUACAACACGGCACAGUUCAGGUUCUUCACAUUCCUUCUCGUUACCAGAUAGCAGACAUAUUCACCAAAGGUCUCCCUCAGGUCUUAUUUGAUGAUUUCAGAUCCAGUCUCAGCAUUCAGCCUCCUCUUGCUUCAACUGCGGGGGUGUAA